UAGACAUGUGUUGCCUGAAUGACCUCCAUCGCUGUAUAAUUCAAAUGAUUCACGUUUUUCUCCUGCAGGCAACUGUAAUUUAAGCUUAAACAUGGAUCCCAAUUUGGAAUACUGGCAUAACAACGGGAAGUCUUUCCUAAGCAGACUUCGCAUCUGGUUGAAUAUUCUUGACCCCAGCUCUAUCCUGUCCUCUGAUGUUGAAAUUGAAAACGCUCGUUCUCUGAUCAGAGGGGACGGGAAUCAGCUGAAGAAUGAAAAGGUCUCCAAUGCCUGGAACCUUUCUCUUUGCUCUGUGCAUGCUGAUACUGGAGAGCUGAUUUCCCCUGUGUUUCGUCCACAAGCUUUUUUGCCUGUGUCAGCACCUUUGGUCAUAGCAAGUUUUGUGCCACAUAAAGGAGUGACACCUGCCCUGUUUUGGCAGUUUAUACUGCAGAGCUACUGUGCAGGCUUCAAUCACGCCAACAGAAAUGCAACAGCCACGCCGCAGAACAAGCUGUCACUGAAACAGGCUCUUCUAAUUACUGGAACAGUGACAUAUUCAACAUUUGCGGGGGCCCUUCCUCAAAUUAUAAUCCAGCGCCUGGCAGUCAGCAGUAGUUCAGCUCAGGCCUUCUGUAGGUCAGUUUUGCCUGUUCCUCUGUCAGCUUGCUUGGCUGCCUUCAGCGUCUUCGUAGUGAGAAGUGAGGAAUCAGAGAAUGGAAUAAAAGUCUUUGACUCCAGUGGGAAUUCGGUUGGUGUCUCAAAGGAAGCUGCAUUCAAGGCUGUAAAGGAGACUGCCAUAUCUCGAGCAGCUCUUUUUGGUAUUACUGCAGUUGUUCCUAAUCUACUGGUCCUCCUUCUCAAGAGGACAAAGUUGGCCCAAAGGAACCCAAUGAUGCUUGCUCCUGUUCGACACAUCAGCACUGCUAUUGCCCUUGGCUUGAUGAUCCCUGUGUCCUUCAGUCUGUUUCCACAACUUGGCAAGAUUAAAAAGGAGCAUUUAGAAAAGGAGCUGCAAAGCUUAACAGAUGAUGGGGAGCUGUUUUACCACAGAGGACUCUAACGGUCACCUUAAAAACCCAACCCUCGCAUCGUAUAAAUGAUUCCUCAAAAGGUUAUUCGCCUCCAAAAGAGCUGCUAAAUGGAAACCUGUCUGAAAAAGAAACCAUGGGUAGUAGGAGUCCUCCAGAGCGACAAACAGAAGACCUAUUUAAAGUAAUAUGCAUACUCUUUACCCCAAAAGAGUAUACUUAUGCAUUUACACCCCCAACAUACACACACUUUCAGUUAUUUAAAAUGUAUUAAUUUUUUUUUUCUUUUUUAAAAGAAACUUUAUAAUUAAGACAGGACACAGUGCAACUAUAAAACUGAGUAGACGAGGGUCAAUUAAACUGCGAAAAAGCCAGUAGCAGUUAUAUCUGCUCUAGGACCGAAGCCCGCACUUUUCUCAACACUGCAGAUGAACGGUAAUCACUAAAGCAACACUGCUCGCCUCCAGCUGUACUCACAUCAUCAUACAAGUGUAUUUAAUAAAACCAUAGCAUUUGGCAAAU
Molecule: messenger RNA, 1532 nt
Organism: Ictalurus furcatus (blue catfish)
Lineage: Eukaryota; Metazoa; Chordata; Actinopteri; Siluriformes; Ictaluridae
Gene: sfxn4
Product: sideroflexin 4
Exons: 14
Coding region: 92-1042 (316 amino acids)
Biological process (GO): monoatomic ion transport; mitochondrial transmembrane transport
Cellular component (GO): mitochondrial inner membrane
Molecular function (GO): monoatomic ion transmembrane transporter activity
Source: RefSeq, a predicted model, not a curated record